AUGGAGCAAACGGAGCGCGAUUUGGUGGAGCAAUCCACUCGAUUGAAUACACAUAAAGAGUAUAUGGCGUGGGAGCAACGUUGUAUCGAGUUCAUCGAAUCGCUAGAUGGACGUAGCCGCAGUAAAUAUCCGCGAUUGUCAAUCGGCGGAAGACAAUCUGUGAUCGCUUGUAUCACGCGACUAGAAGGUUUGAAACAAAUGAUGCGUGGACGGUUUGUGCAAAUGGGCGCUGGAUAUAGUGCUGGACUCCGAUGGCGUGAGAUAGAUACAGUUUUUGAAAGUCGUAUACUGACUGGUGCUGUAAUUAAUUUCGAACACAUUGAACCGUAUCAAUUUCUAGAGGAUGCGCGAGAAAUUGUGCUUGAGCACGUGCAAAGUGUCAUGCAGAGACAUGGCAACGUAAAAAUAAACGCCAUUUUUAAUGGUGAAUUUGUCGCAGGUGACAAACGCGCUAAUAAGUGUAUCACAACAAGAAAUUAUGAACUCUUUCAAUGCUCCGAUUUGCAUGAAUGGUACCAGUUACACGUCAUCGAGAUAAUCCUAGCAUCGUUGGAGGAAUUCCAAGAACGCGAUAGCGAAUGGGCGUUAUCGCGAUGCAACAUCCAGUUACCAAGUAAAAUUAUGAUGAAGAAAGCGGUAGUUAAUGUAAAAUCAAAUGACAAUGCAUGUUUUGCAUGGUCAGUGGUGGCCAGUCUGCAUCCUGCUGAAAGGAAUAUAGAUCGAGAAUUUUCAUAUCCAUAUUAUUCUACGGUAUUAAAUCUGAAAGGCAUUGAGUUUCCAAUGACACUGCCACAAAUUAAAAAGUUUGAAAUUCUCAACAAAAUCUCCAUUAAUCUAUACUGCAUCGAGGAGAAGAAAUUAUCUAUUUUUCCUAUACGACUCACCGAACGAAAAAUGGACAAACAUAUAAAUCUGCUAUACGUGCAGGAUGACAAUGUGGGACAUUUUGCGUUGAUAAAGAAUAUGUCCCGUCUCAUGAGUUCACAACUCAGUAAGAAAAAGAAUAAGAAAUUCUUUUGUGAUCGAUGUCUACAUUAUUUUAGUUCGAACGACAAGUUGGAAAUUCACACAAUGGACUGUGGAAAGAUAAACGAUUGCGCUAUCAUAUUACCAAGCAAAGAUGACAAAUGGCUGAGCUUUAAAAAUUACUGUCGAAAGGAACGAAUGCCGAUUAUCGUAUACGCCGAUUUGGAAUGCAUCCUGGAGAAGACUGAGGAUGAGAAAAAUUACCAGCAUCAUCGAGUAUUUAGCAUAGCAUAUUAUGUACACUGUGCGUAUGACAAUUCGCUAUCAAUGUAUCGGUUUCAUCGCGAUAAGAAUUGUAUCGCGUGGUUCGUCGAGCAACUUAAAGAUUUAGCACAAAUUGUAAAUAAUAUUCUGUCGGUUAAUGUUCCCAUGGAUUUAACACAAGACGAUUGGAAAAAAUUUAACAACGCUACACACUGCCACAUUUGUGAAAAACCAUUUACGAAUGAAAUAGAACGGGUAUGCGAUCAUUGUCAUUUAACCGGUCGAUUCAGAGAAAAUUUCGAUCUGUUAACACGAAAAGGUGUCUUCCCAUACGAGUAUGUUGACUGUGUAGAAAAAUUGGAAGAGUCAUGUUUACCACCGCGCGAAUUAUUUUACAGUUCAUUGACGGGUGACACAGUAUCCGAGAGCGAUUACGCGCAUGCUGCCAACGAGUGGCAGCGGUUCUCCAUCCGAACUUGA
Solenopsis invicta (red fire ant) is the source of this 1710-nucleotide messenger RNA. RefSeq lists its product as uncharacterized. The transcript is spliced from 4 exons. Bases 1 to 1710 code for a protein of 569 amino acids. The record is from RefSeq and is a predicted model, not a curated record. Lineage: Eukaryota; Metazoa; Arthropoda; Insecta; Hymenoptera; Formicidae.